UUUUUUUUUUUUCUUUCUUUUGCAUUUACUAUUACAUAUAUAUUUUUUAAUAUAAUUCCUUUUGUAUUCUUAUAAAACGAAGUCUUGUUCGCGCAAUGUUGCAUCUCGACAUUUUCUUCGCAACAUUGCUGCAGCAAAUACGCGUGGUGCUUGAACGAAGUAGAUGACUAAUAUUGCAACUAUGUUGAUUUUCGCCAUGAUGCUUCACAACAUUGUUACAAUGUUUCCAAUAAUAAAAGACAUAUGUAACGAUGAUAAAGUAGAUAUGCAACCUUGCGACAGUGAUAUUUUUCGCUAUCUGGCUUCGUAACACUGUCACAAGGUUACCCUCUAGAGACAAUUUUAAAAACUUAAUUUAUAAUAUUUUAUAUUUGAAAGAAGGGUGCCGAGUAAAGAGUAUUAGCAAGCUGCCGGCGGUUCCUUAUCAGGGUGUCAGGUAUCCGUAAACAAGGUCUUGCUUCUCAUAGCGAGUCUUGUCGACGAAAAGAGAUUAAAAUAUAAUAGGCAGUGUUGCCGAAUACUAAUUGAAUUUUAAAUGGUUGCAUUGAAGCAACUAAAUAUGUAACAAUCCACCGUGGAAAUUCCGUUUUCCGUCCCGGAGAACUCGAUACUCUUCACUCGUAACCUGAUAAUGGCACAAAAAUUUUUUCAUUUCUUAAAUCUAUUUUCCAUUGAAGGAUUAGUCAGUUAAUACAUUAUGGCAACACAGCGUAAGCAUGGUGUUUCUUAUUGUGUGACUAAUCCUUAAUACGUUAACAAAGGUUUAGUUUCGCAUCCGCUGUAGCUCAAAGUCGUCGACGGCAGUUCGCGAAAGAGUUAGUGCAAAGAAGGAUAUAAAUGUAGUGUAAUUGUAGUUAAACGUUAAAGGGACUUAUUAUUUGAGUUUUAUUUUAUAUUCUCAACGAAGGAGAGACAAGGAAAAGAAAACUGUGAAUAAAAACUGUGAAAGCGAGUGAAGUGCUAAAAGUCUUCCUUUCCUUCUCUUCUAUCAGGAAGAAGUAUACGAGUGAUUGGGUGGAAGCGCUGUGACAUACGGAUUGCCGUUGGUAAGUUUUUUUUUUUUUUUUUUUUUUUUUUUUUUUUUUUUUUUUUUUUUUUUUUUUUUACAUCUUGUAAUUGUUUCUUUUAGAGCAUAGAAGUGUAACAUAAGUAUUGAAGUUGCGCAAAAUUAAUAAUUUUUUUUUUUAAAAUACAGAAGCUACAGCAGAUUUAUUGACUUGUGUUUUGAAAUUAUUUACAAAAAAUGGUUCUCAAAGCAUUGUUGAUUUUCAUUUGUUUUACAAAUUUUGACAAAUAUAUUUUCCAUGCUGUAAAUAAAAAUAAUUUAUUGAAACUAUUUAUCAAUUAUAUAUUAAACUUUCAGAUUAUAAAUAUAACAUUAGAAUAAAUUGAGAUAAUAGUUUAUUAUUUUUAUUUCGCUUUGCGAGUUCGAAAAAAAAAUACACAAAUGUCAGUUACGCAUAUUUUUAGAUGUAAAACAGUUUUAUAAAUAAAGUAAUAAUUCGCAAUUUUUAAUAAGUACCAAAUAUUUCCAGAGUAACAGGUUAAUGAGUUAUUGUCUGUCUGGUUAUUACCUGCCAAAUAAUACAUAUAGAUACAAAAACAAAGAAAUAAUUCUAUGUUUAUCGAAAAAGCUUCGGAGAUGACAAUGUUUUAUUUUUUAUUUUUUAAUAAAUUUUUUUUUUAACAUAAUUUAGAAGCAUUAAAAUAUAAUUAAAAAAAAAUUAGUUUUCAGUAAAUUAUGAUUAUAUUUUAUCACAAUUUUAUUUUAAAACGCUAAUACUCAAAAGAAUUCAAAUAUUUAGAAAAAAAACAAAGGCUUCAGAGAUGACAUUAUUUUAGCAGUUAUUUUAAUUUUAUUUAAUAAAACUGCUUAAUAUUUUAUAUUUAUAUUUUCUCUUUUUUUUUUUAUUUUACUUUUUUUUUUUGAAAUUAUUUUCCUUGAUUAAUUUUGCUGUAAGGGUGAAUGUAUAAAAUCUUCCUUUCGGGUGAGAUGAGAUUUCGAAUGGAAUUCUUUGUAUUUCUCUCUGCAACUUUAUUUUCUCAUUAGGCUGAUAAUUUAUGACGCCCGAGUGGGGGGUCGGUAGCCGUGAGCGCGUUCAGUAUCGUCGGGACGUGACAAAUUCUCGAAAACGAUACAAUGCGCUUUUCUUAGAUCUUAAGUGGUCUGUUUCCUGUUUAGAUUUUAAAUACUUAACUGUGACGUAGUCCACUAUCUUAAUGGGAAAAGAGCCACGAAAUUUGUUUCUCUUAACUGCAUUCAGCUUUGAAAAAAAAACGAAAGCAGUUAGUCUAAGACAAAUUGUCGUGUCGUUCAUUUUUUCGGCUUAUAUCAAAUGGAGGGAAGAUCCACAAGAUCGAAAGGUGCCACUCUCGUUUUAUCGACCUUCCAGCAGUAAGGACAACCGUCCGGAUCUUUACGAGCUUUACAAAAAUUUGGAUGUCCGCUAUUUUAAUGGGGAAUUGAAACGGGCGGGAUUUACCGUAGACUGGGGGCAGAAUAUGAGGAGGACUUCCGGGUUCACAGAUACGAAAAAGAGAUACAUUCGUAUCAGCUGGGAGAUUCACAGCUUGCUACCGGAAGAAGAUCUUAUGGCGACUCUCCUACAUGAAAUGAUCCACGUGAAGUGCUUCCAGCACAAGUGGGAUGCUAGCAGUCACUGGCAUUGUGGCAAGUUUGUCGAAGAAAUGGAGAGGAUAAAUAAGAUUGGGCCCUACAAGGUGGUUCUUAGUCACGAGCUGCCGGAAAAAGUUUAUGAGAAGUUGCAUCCGCACGAGUGGAAAUGCCGUAGUUGCGGUUACAUUCUUCAAUUGACGACUCGCACAAUACCAGGUCCAAAAAACCAGCAUCCCACAAAAAAAAUUAAAAGUUGCAAGAAUCCCUUGUGGAAAAAAUUGUAGGAGAAGAUGCAACCUUUUCUCCGCGUUGCCAAGGAUGGCACCUUUCGAAGGAUACCAGACCACUGAGGACGUCCUUAGCCGGACUUUAAAAGAGGUGGAGGAAGAAAGGAACCGCGCGAUGAAAGGGGGGUGCCCCGAGCUACGCCCCGGCACGAGUACAGUUUAGGACAGGUGUGCCCGUUCCGUCGCUGCGCCAAUUUCCCUCUUUCUUUUUUUUUUAAGAGAAAAAAAAAUUAAAGAUAAAAUAAAAUAAAUAAAGAAAAUUUCACAAUUACAAUUUAAAGGGUUAUUAGGCCCUCUUAUGAUAAUGACAUUUCACUUCCUUUUUUUUUUUCGAAUAAAUGAGUUUUGCAUCUAAUAAAAUGUUUAUUGCUUAAUUAUAGCGACCUUG
Messenger RNA from Leptopilina boulardi, 3292 nucleotides. Its product is annotated as DNA-dependent metalloprotease SPRTN-like. Gene Ontology annotation, cellular component: nucleus. Gene Ontology annotation, molecular function: polyubiquitin modification-dependent protein binding; single-stranded DNA binding; metalloendopeptidase activity. The transcript has 4 exons. The coding region runs from base 2221 to 2901 and encodes 226 amino acids. NCBI's taxonomy places the organism in Eukaryota, Metazoa, Arthropoda, Insecta, Hymenoptera, Figitidae. The record is from RefSeq and is a predicted model, not a curated record. Gene Ontology annotation, biological process: DNA damage response.